AUGUUUCCUUUCAUGCUGUUAAGCUUCUUUUUUUGGAUUUUUGCAGUAUUUCUUUGUAGAGUAUGGUUCCGAAAAUUUAAACAUCCAAGGACUCUCGGAUUUUUUCAUCCUCAAUGUGAUGGUUUAGGCGGUGGCGAACGAGUUCUGUGGUGCAUCGUGAAGGCGUUGUUGGAAAGCAGUACAACAUCGGAGGGGCUUUCAAUAAAUGAACCAGAAUUUUCUGUUGGCAAGAUCAAUGAGAUUGUUAUCUACGCGUCCCCUGAUGUUGCCCACAAUUCUAAUGACGUUCUUUUGAAGGUGAAGGAUCGUUUUGGUAUCAAUUUGAUUCCACAGAAUGGCCGCCCUUCCCUGAGGUUCAUUCCUUUGAGAUCAGUUCAACUCCUCGAUCCAUCGACAUAUCCUCGCUUCACUUUAUUUCUACAAGCAUUAGGGUCGACGAUUGUCGCAUUAGAGGCAUUAAUUCGAUACGUUCCUUCUGUUUUUAUCGAAACCACCGGAUUUGCGUUUACAUUUGGUGUCGCUCGAUUAUUAGGAGGAUGCAGGGUGACCAGCUACAUUCAUUACCCCACAAUAUCCACAAAUAUGAUCCAAGUUGUUCAGAAUCGUGAGGCAAAGUUCAAUAAUGCUUCUCGUAUUGCAAAUUCGUCAAUUCUGAGUUUUCUCAAACUUUCCUAUUAUCGCCUCUUCGCUCGGAUUUACGGAUUAUGCGGCGGUUUUUUGGAUUCAUGUGCGGUCAAUUCGUCGUGGACCUACUCGCAUAUCGCGGAAUUGAUGACAUCAUCAUCAUCAUCAUCAGAAUCUUCGUCUUCCUUCAAUUGUUUCCUCAAUCCGCUACAUUUUCUGCAAAAGUGUCACCGUCUUCCUUUGAACCAACUAACCAUCAUUUAUCCUCCCUGUGACAUCAAGGCGUUUGCUGAAUCCUCAAAACCGUUCGGAUCUCGGGCCUGUCGAAUCGUCUCUGUCGCUCAAUUUCGUCCUGAGAAAAAUCAUCUUCUUCAGCUAGAAGCGAUGGGCCGUUUGUUGCAACUGUUCAAGUCUCGCGUCUCAGGCCCAUCAAUUCCCAAAGAUCUUGAGCUCGUGAUGUGCGGAGCUGUGCGCCAUUCAGAUGAUGAAUUAAUUCUGCAUCAAUUAAAAUUGCGUUCAUGUGAAUUAGGAUUGGGACAUCAUGUUCGCUUUGAAGUGAAUCUCAGUUUUAGUGAAAUUAAAGAGCUUCUCGGAUCAUCGAAGAUCGGGCUUCAUACGAUGGUAGAUGAGCAUUUCGGGAUUGCUUUGGUUGAGUUUCUAGCAGCCGGCCUUCUUGUUGUUGCGCACAAUUCAGCAGGCCCAAGAAUGGAUAUCCUGAAUAUCUCUCCUUUAGUAUCGACGAAUCCGCUCUCUCCUGAACGUUUGCCUGUUACACAUUCAGAUGAAGAGUUAAUCAUUAUUGAAACUCCACGCAGAAGUGGAAGUGGAGAUUCAAAUUGCCUUCAGAGCACAUUUGGAUAUCUUUGCAAAUCUGCUGAUGGUUUUGCUGAGGGGUUGUAUCAAUGUUUGACAAAGACGGAUGAACUCCAAGGAAUUCUGAAACGUGUUCCUGCAUCAUUGAAGCGCUUUCCUAACAAUGAAGAGUUUGGGAGGAAAUUCUGCACCUCAAUGAGAAUAACAGAAUUAUUAGAAGACAGAUCUAGAGACGAUAAUAAAAAAUCAACAUAG
Condylostylus longicornis is the source of this 1692-nucleotide messenger RNA. RefSeq lists its product as uncharacterized. Lineage: Eukaryota; Metazoa; Arthropoda; Insecta; Diptera; Dolichopodidae. The transcript is spliced from 3 exons. The record is from RefSeq and is a predicted model, not a curated record. Gene Ontology annotation, molecular function: GDP-Man:Man(3)GlcNAc(2)-PP-Dol alpha-1,2-mannosyltransferase activity. Gene Ontology annotation, cellular component: endoplasmic reticulum membrane. The coding region runs from base 1 to 1692 and encodes 563 amino acids. Gene Ontology annotation, biological process: protein N-linked glycosylation.